This is a messenger RNA of Aspergillus steynii IBT 23096, 553 nucleotides long. RefSeq names its product putative pre-mRNA branch site protein p14. Bases 97 to 438 code for a protein of 113 amino acids. The record is from RefSeq and is a predicted model, not a curated record. Gene Ontology annotation, cellular component: ribonucleoprotein complex; cytoplasm; nucleus. Gene Ontology annotation, molecular function: mRNA binding. The transcript is spliced from 5 exons. Lineage: Eukaryota; Fungi; Ascomycota; Eurotiomycetes; Eurotiales; Aspergillaceae.
UCGAACUGAUCUGUCCCCGCCCCGUUGGGUAUCGGCUCGGCAUCCUUCCUCUAUCCCCCAAUUCCUUUUUCUGGACCAGAACCGUCCCACCUGAGAAUGAGCCGAAAGCUCGCCCCCGAAGCCAAUCGGAUUCUCUUUGUCAAGAACCUCAACUACAACGUAACUGCUGAGCAACUGUUCGACCUUUUCGGCAAGUUCGGGCCCAUCCGGCAAAUACGUCAGGGAAUCGCGAACAACUCGAAAGGCACCGCAUUUGUCGUAUACGAAGACGUUCACGACGCCAAACAGGCAUGCGAUAAGCUCAAUGGAUUCAAUUUCCAGAACAGAUAUCUCGUCGUCCUAUAUCACCAGCCGGAAAAGAUGCUUAGGUCGAAAGAGGAUAUGGCGGAAAGGCAAGAGAAUCUGGAACGUCUUAAACAGCAGCACGGUAUAGAAUGACGUUAUGAUUCUUUUUGUCGCUUUCUCUGCGUACCCUUUUCCGGCAUCUGGCCGCGUUUUAUUAUGGGUUGGUUGUGGGGUUUCUGGCGUUUUACUCUGAUGGAUUUCGUGACUC